UCUCCGGUGUCUAUUUCUAUUCGCCCUUACCUCCACUCUCUCACCAUCGGACCAUCCUCUCUCUCGGCCGCCGCUGGAGAAGGCAAACCCUAAUCCCAAGCUCCGGCCGCGGGAUCGGGGUUUGAGACUUCGAAGAGGAGGAGAAGAAGACGCAAGAUAUCGGCGUCUCAAACUCAUCUCUCCACUCACAUUCUUAAAACCCUAGCACCGAGAAGAUCUUCUCCACGCCUACAACAAAGCUCCAUUUGUGCCUGCUUUUUGGAAGUAAGCAUUAGUAAAUCUUUUUGCUAAUCAUGGCUACCUUCGCUAAGCCAGAGAAUGCUUUGAAGCGUGCUGAGGAAUUAAUAAAUGUUGGCCAAAAGCAAGCAGCUUUACAAGCCCUCCAUGACCUCAUCACUUCAAAAAGGUACAGAGCAUGGCAGAAGACCAUGGAAAGAAUCAUGUUUAAAUAUGUAGAACUCUGUGUGGACAUGAGAAGAGGCAGAUUUGCAAAGGAUGGGCUUAUCCAAUACCGUAUUAUAUGCCAACAAGUAAAUGUCAGCUCUUUGGAGGAGGUGAUAAAACAUUUCAUGCAGUUAUCCACUGAGAGGGCUGAGCAAGCUAGGAGCCAAGCACAAGCCCUGGAAGAUGCUCUGGAUGUGGAGGAUCUAGAAGCAGAUAAGAGGCCUGAGGACUUGAUGCUGAGUUAUGUCAGUGGGGAGAAAGGAAAGGACAGAUCUGACAGAGAGCUUGUGACUCCAUGGUUCAAAUUUUUGUGGGAAACGUAUAGAACAGUGCUUGAGAUUCUGCGGAACAAUUCGAAGUUGGAAGCUCUAUAUGCAAUGACAGCACACCGGGCCUUCCAAUUUUGCAAACAGUAUAAGAGGACCACCGAAUUUCGUAGGUUAUGCGAGAUAAUAAGGAACCAUCUUGCUAAUCUAAACAAAUACCGUGAUCAGAGAGAUAGGCCUGAUCUCACUGCUCCUGAAAGCUUGCAGCUUUACUUGGAUACAAGAGUAGAGCAGCUCAAGAUUGCAACUGAUCUUGAACUGUGGCAGGAAGCCUUCCGUUCGGUAGAAGAUAUCCAUGGUUUAAUGAGCAUGGUAAAGAAAAGUCCAAAGCCAUCCUUGAUGGUCGUAUAUUAUGCCAAAUUAACAGAGAUAUUCUGGGUCUCAGAAAGUCAUCUUUACCAUGCAUAUGCAUGGCUUAGACUUUUCACUCUGCAAAAGAGCUACAAUAAGAACCUAUCACAAAAGGAUUUGCAAUUGAUAGCAUCAUCCGUUCUGUUAGCUGCACUUUCAGUGGCCCCUUAUGACCGUAAGUAUGGUGCAUCCCAUUCGGAGCUUGAAAAUGAAAAGGAGCGCAAUUUACAGAUGGCAAGCCUUAUCAAUUUCACUCUUGAUCCUAAACGAGAGAGUAGAGAAAUGCUUUCACGCUCAUCGCUCCUCAUGGAAUUGGUCACUAAAGGUGUAAUGACAUGUGUCUCCCAAGAAGUGAAGGAUCUCUACAAUCUCUUGGAGCAUGAGUUCCUUCCUUUGGACCUUGCAUCAAAAGUUCAGCCGUUGCUUACUAAAAUUUCCAAAGUUGGGGGCAAGCUAUCGUCAGCCUCUUCUGUUCCAGAAGUGCAACUAGCACAAUAUAUCCCUUCUCUCAAAAAGCUCACUACAUUGAGAGCACUGCAGCAGGUUUCUCAGGUAUAUCAAUCCAUGAAAAUUGAGAUGCUAUCAAAGAUGAUACCCUUUUUUGACUUCUCAGUUGUGGAGAAGAUUGCAGUUGAUGCUGUUAAAUAUAAUUUUGUUGCUGUGAAAGUUGAUCACCUGAAGGAUGCUGUUCUAUUUGGUAAUGUGGAUUUUGAAUCCGACAGGCUUUGUGAUCACCUGACCACUCUCACUGAUUCUCUUAAUAGAGCAAGGAGCCUGAUUUAUCCACCAGUGAAAAAGCAAUCCAAACUGGGUGCAAAUCUACAUGGUUUAGCAGAAAUAGUGGAUAAGGAACACAAGAGGCUUCUUGCCCGAAAAUCAGUAAUUGAGAAACGCAAGGAAGAACAUGAACGCCAUAUGCUGGAAAUGGAACGGGAGGAAGAAUAUAGGAGAUUACAACUUCAGAAGCAAACUGAACAAGCAGAACAGCAGCGGCUUGCUACUGAGUACUCCCGAAGGGAGGAGCAGAGGAUUCGCCGUGAAAUAGAGGAAAGAGAAUCUCAAGAAGUUCAGGUCUUACUUCAGGAAACGGGAAAACUUGCUAAAAGGAAGGGAAAGAAACCUUUGCUUGAAGGGGAUAAGCUUACAAAGAAAGACUUGCUUGAGUAUGCUGUGAGUGAGCAAGUGAAAGGGCGUCAGGAGAUGGAGAAGAAACUGCAGAAACUAGCAAAAACAAUGGAUUACAUGGAGCGGGCAAAGAGACAAGAAGAGACCCCUCUAAUUGAGCAGACAUACCAACAACGCUUGGUGGAGGAGAAAAUUCUUCAUGAACAUGAACAACUGAAAGAGAUAGAGCUGAGCAGGCAGCACCAUGCAGGUGAUCUCCAAGAGAAGAACAGACUCUCGAGGAUGUUGGACAACAAGGCUAUCUUUCGGGAUAGAAUAGUUAGUUGCCGUGAAGCAGAAUAUAACCGAUUAAGGAAAGAGGGGGAGGAUCGUAUCAACCAGCUUGUAGCAAUGAGGAAACGUGAAAAGGAGAUUAAACGUAAGCUGCUCUUCUAUAUUAAGUCCGAGGAAGAGAGGCUGACCAAGCUGCAAGAAGAGGAGGAAGCUCGGAAACGUGAAGAAGAGGAGAGGCAGAAGAAGGAAGAGGCAGAGCGGAAAGCGAAGCUAGAUGCAAUUGUAGAAAAGCAGAAGCAGAGGGAGAGGGAAUUGGAAGAGAAAGAAAGGUUGAGAAGAGAUGCCCUACUGGGAAAGACUGCUGAGCCGCCAUCUCGACCAACUGAUCAUGUUUCUGGGCCACGCCUUUCUGAGCCUGUUGCUGCUGCCGCCGCUGCAUCAAGUGCCGGGAAGUAUGUGCCAAAAUUCCGACGCGAGAGGGCCGAGAGCCUACAAGCAGCCCCACCGGAGGCCGACCGAUGGGGUAGGCAGGAUGAUCGGCCACCCCACCUCAGUGAUAGGUGGCGGAGUGAUGAUCGUCGACCCUCAUUUGGUGGCAGUGGCUCUAGAUUGCCGUCCUCAUCGUCUUCCUGGUCUUCAUCAAGGUCGCGCAGUUGAUGCGCUUGAGCCUAGGUGCAUGCCAGCUGAAGGAGUGAAACUAGAUGUUUUUUUUAAGUUUUUGGUGGGAAUCGAGGUUGUGCAUCUUAUCAUAACUUAAAAAGUGCGGAUCAUCUAGAAAGGCAAGUUGAAUUUGGAGGCUAUCUAUAUUGCCGCUAAUUUUUGCAAUCAUGUUUAAAUGAAUUUGUUUAUUGAUACCUUAAGCUGCACCCAACUGAAUUUAUAUGCUGAUUGUUUUUUGUAGCCCCCUUUGAAUGAACUCUGGUUUAGCUAAUGGCCUUUGUUUGGGACA
Phoenix dactylifera (date palm) is the source of this 3468-nucleotide messenger RNA. RefSeq names its product eukaryotic translation initiation factor 3 subunit A-like. Gene Ontology annotation, molecular function: mRNA binding; translation initiation factor activity. The record is from RefSeq and is a predicted model, not a curated record. Gene Ontology annotation, cellular component: multi-eIF complex; eukaryotic translation initiation factor 3 complex, eIF3e; eukaryotic translation initiation factor 3 complex, eIF3m. Lineage: Eukaryota; Viridiplantae; Streptophyta; Magnoliopsida; Arecales; Arecaceae. Gene Ontology annotation, biological process: formation of cytoplasmic translation initiation complex; translation reinitiation.